AUGGCACCGGAAAUUCAGGUAGCCCACUUUGAACUCAAGCCAUUGAUGUUCAACAUGCUAAAUUCUAUCGGUCAAUUUGGUGGCUCACCUAAUGAAGAUGCUAUACAACAUGUACGUGCUUUCAUUGAAGUGAGCGACUUGUUUAGGCAGCAAGAUUUGCCUAAGGGGAAGGAGAAGGACGAGGGUUCAAAAAGUCUUCCUACUGAUGGAGGAGAAUUUAUUGCAACAUUAAAAGUUUCACCCCCACCUGCAGUAGCUAAAGUCAGACUCCCUCCACCCUCCCCUCAAUGGUUGAAGAAGCAUAACGAUGAGAUCCAGUUUAAAAAGUUUGUUGAUGUCCUUGAUAAGUUGUAUAUUAACAUUCCAUUACUUGAGGCCAUUGACCAAAUGCCUUUCUAUGCCAAAUUUUUUAAGGAUAUUGUCAUGAAUAAUAGAAAGCAAAGAGAUCCUGGAAGCUUUGUUAUAUUAUGUUCCAUCGGUGACAACAAUGUUGGGAGAGCCCUAUGUGACUUGGGAUCAAGCUUAAAUAUGAUGCCCCAGUCCAUAUUUAUUAUGCUUGGAAUGGGUAAUGCUCGACCAACCACCAUGAUUUUGCAAUUAUCUGAACGAUCACAAAUUCGUCCUGAGGGUAGAAUUGAAGAUAUCAUUGUAAAAGUAGACAAGUUUGUCUUUCUUGUAGAGUUCCUUAUUCUCAAUUGUGAGGCCGACGACAAUGCGCCUGUUAUUCUUGGGCAUCUUUUCUUAGCCACAAAGUGCAUCUUAAUAGAUUUUGAUAAGGGAGAGUUCACGAUGAGGGUGGCUAAUCAAAGAGUCACAAUUAAUGUCUUCAAAACUCUUAAAUAUAUCGAUGAUUCUGAAGAAUGCCAUUGA
Hibiscus syriacus is the source of this 870-nucleotide messenger RNA. RefSeq lists its product as uncharacterized. The transcript has 3 exons. The record is from RefSeq and is a predicted model, not a curated record. The coding region runs from base 1 to 870 and encodes 289 amino acids. Lineage: Eukaryota; Viridiplantae; Streptophyta; Magnoliopsida; Malvales; Malvaceae.